CGUCCAAUUCUCAAAAAAUUUCCAUCAAUAUUAAAAUUUCCCGUCGGAUUACGAACAUCAAAUCCAAAAGAAAACAAACCCACAUUUUCAAUCUUCCUUUUAAGAAUUGAAUUUAAUCCAAUUUUCCUAAUUUCUUUUUUGCUUCUCGUUGUACGCGUUUGCAAAAGCCGAAGCUUAAUAAGAGAGAACCCAUACAGUGUUUAUAGUCUCUCUCCCUCUCUCGCGCGCGCUCUGAGAGAAGAAGGUUCUGUUCAUGUUCCUCUUCUUGAUAGCAAACUAUUUCUCUCUGUCUUCAUUCUCUGUUCUUAUACAGAUUCUUUGUUUAUCUUCACUCCACAUUUUGUCUUCUUCAAUUCCCAGGAUUGUGAGGAUAUCUCUUUGCUGCGGGUAUCACGCAUGACACAGGAGUGUAUCAGAUGGCUAUUGUAUUGUAGCAUGAGGAGAGUUUAUAAUUUCAAGUUAUUACAUGUUAAAACAAGGAACUAGUAUAACUCAUGCGGUUCCUUGUUUAUUGCAAUCGUUAGAAAGCUUUUGCCGAUAUUGGUGUCGGUUCGUUCGGCUCACGAUCUCGAACAAUAGUUAAAUUCAACGAAAUUCUUAUUUCAUGGGUAAUAAGCUCGGAAGGCGGAGACAAAUGGUUGAUGAGAAGUAUACAAGGCCUCAAGGGCUUUACAACCAUAAAGAAGUGGAUCAUAAGAAACUUAGGAAACUCAUACUUGAAUCGAAGCUCGCUCCGUGUUAUCCGGGAGAUGAAGAAUCCGCGUCCGAUGUUGAAGAAUGCCCCAUAUGCUUUCUGUAUUAUCCAAGUCUCAAUCGAUCGAGAUGUUGCAUGAAAAGCAUUUGUACAGAAUGUUUUCUACAGAUGAAAGUUCCGAAUUCCACCCGGCCUACGCAGUGUCCUUUUUGCAAAACCUCGAAUUAUGCUGUGGAGUAUAGAGGUGUGAAAUCAAAAGAAGAGAAGAGCUUGGAGCAAAUUGAAGAACAGCGUGUUAUAGAAGCAAAGAUUAGAAUACGACAGCAGGAACUUCAGGAUGAUGAGGAAAGAAUGCAGAAAAGACUUGAAUUAAGUACCUCAAAUGUCGGUACUAAUGUCGAGGACGGUGAAGACAGCCCUGCAGCUGUUCCAUCUUCUCAAUCUCCUGCCGAAGAUGAGGAAACGGUUAGCUUGCAAGAUUCUUGUAUGACCCAAAUCAGAUCGCCACCGCCUCCUAUUCCUAUUAGAAGCAACAGAACUUUCAGGGAUGAUGAAUUCGACCUCGAUCUCGAGGACAUAAUGGUCAUGGAAGCAAUCUGGCUCUCGAUUCAGGAGAAAGGAAGGCAUAAAGAUCCAGUGUACGCUGAGGCUGCUUCUUCUGAUCAAUAUGCUGCAACAGAAGCUCGAUAUAUCUCUCCAGCCGCCAUUCCGUUAGCUGGAACGUCAUCGUCGUCCCCGUCUGGAGGUCUUGCUUGUGCCAUAGCUGCUCUUGCAGAGCAGCAGCAGAUGGGCAGAGGACCGACACCCACUUGCACGAAUGGAGAUUCACCCGUCUUCAACAUGCUUCCUGGAGCCACGGAGUUUUACAGCAGGAUGAAUGCCAAUGAAGAAAGCUAUCCACCCGCGCAAGUCUCGAUCAACUCAGAAAGUUACGCACCUGCACAAGUUUCAAUCGACACGGUACCAGACUGUAGGAUGAUGUUAACAAGAAAUGAAGGAGAGUGGAAUCUUGACCAUCAAUCAGAAGAAGCUGAAGCUGGGACGAGCUACCCGACAUCGGAUUCAACCAAAGACAAUGGUACUGAAUGUGCCUUACCGACAGCCAACGCUAUGGACGGUGGAAACCAAACGACAAUGCCGAUCAUUCCUCAGAAUUUUGAAGAGCAGAUGAUGCUCGCCAUGGCUGUUUCUCUAGCAGAGGCUCGAGAAGUGUGUACUGGACCAGGUCAUUCCUGGCAGCAGUGACUCUAAAUCAUAUCUAAACUCAAACAUCCGAAUGUAGCCAACAUGAACAUAGCCGAGCUGCAAGCUAGAGAAUACACACAAGGAGUGGCAUGAUGUUUGUUUCAAGGUGAAGGUAGCAACUCCUCUCCCGCUCGGGCCCCUCGCGUGAAAAACGAAAAAAAAAAAAAAAAAA
Messenger RNA from Cucurbita pepo subsp. pepo (vegetable marrow), 2111 nucleotides. RefSeq names its product E3 ubiquitin-protein ligase DA2L. The record is from RefSeq and is a predicted model, not a curated record. Gene Ontology annotation, cellular component: cytoplasm. NCBI's taxonomy places the organism in Eukaryota, Viridiplantae, Streptophyta, Magnoliopsida, Cucurbitales, Cucurbitaceae.